Podarcis muralis (Common wall lizard) is the source of this 2338-nucleotide messenger RNA. RefSeq names its product RNA binding motif protein 47 (gene RBM47). NCBI's taxonomy places the organism in Eukaryota, Metazoa, Chordata, Lepidosauria, Squamata, Lacertidae. The record is from RefSeq and is a predicted model, not a curated record. Gene Ontology annotation, molecular function: RNA binding.
ACUGUGAAGAAAGGGAACUGUCGGGGCGGGGAAGGCCAUUUCCCACAGCUUCAGCAAAAGAGGCAGAAGACUUAAGUUCUGGAAGCGGAAUAGCUUAACUUUAAGGCUUUAUGCCCAGUCAGGAAUUUGGUCUAACCGAUUAGCGCUCCUUUUCGCCUUUCUGGAAUGCGUCUUUCAGGCCCAUGAGAAGGGAGGGUAUUUUUUCCCCUUUUUGGGUUGGCUCAUUACAACUUUUUCGCCUUUCCAGUCUCCAGAAAAUUGCCAAAGGACGAGGCGAGUGGUAUCUCAACACUCUCGUCUGAACAGGCCAACACACCUGCAAAUGCAAAAAGAUGCAUUAACUCGCGGUCCAGAUUUUCCGGAUUCCUGCAAAGGCUGCUAAGGUGACUUUCCAUGCAGGGUUAACAAAAGACUUAGCAGCGUGUUUCAUAGAACAAAAUAGCCUUGAAGCUUAUCUGAGAUCCUAAACCCAGCUUGGCUGCGACUAUGCCCCAUUGAAUUCAACAGGACUGCAUGUACUUUGAAUGAUCAGGACAUAAUGACAGCUGAAGACUCCGCUGCCAGGAUGAAUAACGAUUCUUCCAACAUGCAGUCAAAUAAGGUCCCCGAAGGUGUGGCCGGUGCACCUAACGAAGCUGCGCUUCUGCAACUAAUAGAACGUACGGGUUACGCCAUGGUGCAGGAGAACGGGCAGCGCAAGUAUGGCGGACCCCCGCCGGGCUGGGAAGGCCUUCAUCCUCCCCGCGGAUGUGAAGUCUUUGUGGGCAAAAUCCCUCGCGACGUCUACGAGGACGAGUUAGUGCCCGUCUUCGAAACCGCGGGGAGAAUCUACGAAAUGCGCCUGAUGAUGGACUUUGACGGGAAAAACCGUGGCUACGCCUUUGUGAUGUACACCCAAAAAUACGAAGCCAAGCGUGCCGUCAAGGAGCUGAACAACUACGAAAUCCGUCCAGGGAGGCUGUUAGGGGUGUGCUGCAGCGUGGACAACUGUAGGCUGUUCAUCGGAGGAAUCCCCAAAAUGAAAAAGAGAGAAGAAAUUCUAGAAGAGAUCUCCAAGGUGACGGAAGGCGUGCUGGACGUCAUUGUGUACGCCAGCGCAGCGGAUAAGAUGAAAAACAGAGGGUUUGCCUUCGUGGAGUACGAAAGCCACAGGGCAGCCGCCAUGGCGAGGAGGAAACUGAUGCCUGGCAGAAUCCAGCUUUGGGGUCACCAGAUUGCAGUUGACUGGGCCGAGCCGGAAAUCGAUGUUGACGAAGAUGUCAUGGAGACGGUCAAAAUCCUGUAUGUGAGGAAUUUGAUGAUUGAAACCACCGAGGAUACAAUUAAGAAAGUGUUUGGGCAGUUCAACCCCGGAUGUGUGGAACGGGUUAAAAAAAUACGAGAUUAUGCCUUUGUACACUUCACGAGUCGGGAAGAUGCUGUUCAUGCCAUGAAUAAUCUCAAUGGGACUGAACUCGAAGGGUCGUGCCUGGAAGUUACCUUAGCCAAGCCAGUAGACAAGGAGCAGUACACCCGCUACCAGAAAGCAGCGAAAGGAGGAGCAACACCUGAAGUCACUCAGCAGCCGAACUACGUUUACUCAUGUGAUCCGUACACCUUGGCAUAUUAUGGAUAUCCGUAUAAUGCUCUGAUUGGCCCAAAUCGAGAAUAUUUUGUGAAAGCAGGCAGCGUUCGAGGCAGAGGACGAGGUGCAGCAGGGAACAGACUCCCCGGCCCGAGAGGCUCGUACCUGGGGGGCUAUUCUGCAGGCCGCGGCAUAUAUAGCCGAUACCAUGAAGGGAAAGGGAAACAGCAAGAAAAAGGAUACGAACUUGUGCCUAAUUUGGAAUUGUCUGCUGUCAACCCCGUGGCCAUUAAACCCGGCACUGUGGCUAUCCCAACUAUUGGUACCCAGUAUUCCGUGUUUCAAGCAGCGCCAACAGCAAAGAUGAUUGAAGAUGGGAAAAUCCACGCCGUUGAGCAUAUCAUCAGCCCCAUUGCUGUCCAGCAGGAUCCUGCUAGUGCGGCGGCAGCUGCAGCCGCUGCCGUAUUACCUUCAGUUUCAACCCCUCCUCCUUUUCAGGGCCGGCCCUUAACUCCCGUGUACACGAUGGCUCCCAACGUGCAGAGAAUCCCAGCUGCGGGGAUUUAUGGCGCAAGUUACGUUCCCUUCGCUGCCCCAGCCACGGCGACGAUAGCCACACUACAGAAGAAUGCCGCUGCUGCAGCCGCUGCAGCCGCUUACGGCGGCUAUGCCAGUUAUAUCCCUCAGGCAUUCCCGGCUGCAACAUUUCAGGUUCCGAUCCACGAUGUCUAUCAAACCUAUUGAAACAGCUGGCCAUUUUUUUGGGGGGGGGGU